AUGAUUCAAUUUGCACGUGCAACAUCUUUCAUUCCUGUUGUAGACGAAGCAUCACCAAUUCCAUUCCAUAAAUUUUACUUCACUGAUUUUGAUCAGCUACAACAAAGAGUUCAUACUACUGAACUUUUAACAGAUGUUAUUGGAGUUAUAACAAGUAUCCAAGCACUGGAACAUAUAAAUAUAAACAGCAGACCAACAACACGCCAAACAAUUAUGAUACAAAAUAUAAGAAAUGAACAGCUUCAGGUUACCUUAUGGGGACAAAAGACAGACAAAUUUGAAGAAAAUGUUAUCAAAUCACUUCAAGCUCCCCUUGUAGCAGUUUUUGCCGCAAUGUUGGUCAAACAAUAUCUAGUCCACACGAUUCACAAUACGAGCUACAAUAACAGGAAUCUCGACAAAUCAAGGCUGGUAUUACAAUUCUUGCCCCACCUGCUACCGACAAUUAAAACAAUCAAGAAUUGGUUGGUGGUGUGAUAGUCAUGGUCAUAUCAAGACAAUGCCAUCUCCAUGGUAAAUUACC
Molecule: messenger RNA, 523 nt
Organism: Morus notabilis
Lineage: Eukaryota; Viridiplantae; Streptophyta; Magnoliopsida; Rosales; Moraceae
Exons: 4
Coding region: 1-477 (158 amino acids)
Source: RefSeq, a predicted model, not a curated record